This is a messenger RNA of Thalassophryne amazonica, 2084 nucleotides long. It is a transcript of the gene samd7, whose product is annotated as sterile alpha motif domain containing 7. Lineage: Eukaryota; Metazoa; Chordata; Actinopteri; Batrachoidiformes; Batrachoididae. Gene Ontology annotation, molecular function: protein binding. The record is from RefSeq and is a predicted model, not a curated record.
GAGAGAUCACUGAUGCACCCUAGUGGUUGAUGCCUGCAAUUACAACGAUGUAACACUACAUAUGGAAUGUGGCUUUUCAUUUGCCAAAUCUCUACUUUUGUUGCUUCUUAAAUAGUGCUGAUAAUUAUAUUGUAGAAUUCGAGAAAAUUAAAGCCUUUUAGAGAACAAAACUCUCUGUACUCAUAUUUAAAAGUGCUAAUAUUUCACAUUAUUCUAGACACCUGACACCAGUAUUCCACCUAUACACAUUACAGAAUAGCUGCGAGGCUUUUCCAGUUUAAAGAAAUGCAGGUCAUGAUUUGACAAACUUUUGUAAACUUGAUUUUCACCAACAUUUAAAUAGAGGUCAAAGGUCGUGUGAAUCAUGACUCCACGGGAGCAGCUAAGGAAGAUGACGGCUCUGGGAGAGCAGGGAGCGAUGGACGAGAAGCACUGGUACCGUCUGGUCAAUGGCAUGUCAGCAGGAGAGCUGCGGCAGCGGCAGGAGAUGAUCAUGAGGAACCAGAUGGCCAUGGCUCCACAGAUCCUCGCCCAGGGCCAACAGAGGUUACAGGGAGUACCAGCACAGUUCGAACCUCGCUUCAUAGAGAGGGAGUUAGUCCCCUCUGCUGAAAUGGUGCCUUCAGACGCCAGGCAGAUGCACAUGGGACCUCAUCUGGGUCCACCGCUGGCACCACAUGCCAACGUCAUGCCUGGGAGAACUUUCCCAACAGCUGGUUAUGGUUUCUUGCCCUCUGAGCCCAUGGAAACAGUUGCUCGGCGACAGGAGCUCAUUCAUAAGCAAAAUAUAUUUAGAAUGGAGAUGAAUGCCAUCCUGCACCAGAAGGAGCUGGAGAACGCUCAUCAGAAGGGACUGAUGGGAAUUGAUAAUCCCAUGUCGUACCCUUCCAACCCUAUUUCAUUUCGAGGUCGUCAGCGCAUGCCUGAUGGCCAUGAAGUUUUUGUGCACCGUCCCACCCUGGAUGACCUGCACUCCAACAGCAUGCUCAUGUCCUCCAGCCCUUACCCACCAAUCGGAACGCUCCACAGAGACAGGGGACGCCGGGCCGGCAGAAGGCCAACCGCUCACAAGAUUGCAGAGAGCCACGUGGCUACUCUGAAAGGCCAAACCGAAGAUAAGAGCGUAGAGCAGAGCCCGGGAGCCACAUCGGGUGAGGAGAAAGAGGUAGAAGUGAAGGGAGAUAUCGGAGAGGGGUGUCCCACCAACAAAACGCAUCACCAAGUCAAAAUAGACUCUGAACUCACCACAGGAAGCAGGAAAAACUACAAGGAAGGGGAACAUAAAAACUGCGGGAACAGUCAGGACAGCUGCCCAGAUGUAGCCAACGGAGGUGUUACUGACAAAGACAUCUCUAGCCAAUGCUCAGCUUUCCAGGAGAAGUUUGUGUAUCCAUCCUCUGGUGGAAGUCUCACAGGAAUUCCUUAUAUGUUCCCAGGUCCUGGCAAUAGUUUCCUCCAACCUGGUCCACCCAGUUUCUUCAAUGGCGAGGAUGUCUCAGAAGACAUCAGGAAGUGGACAGUAAACGACGUUUAUAACUUCAUCAACAGCAUACCCACAUGUUCAGAAUAUGCUCAGACCUUCAAGGACCAUAUGAUUGACGGUGAGACGCUGCCCCUUCUGUCAGAAGAGCAUCUAUUGGACACACUGGGGCUCAAACUGGGGCCGGCUCUAAAAAUCCGCUUCCAGGUAUCCAGGCGUCUGGGCAGCAUGUUGUACAUGAUGAACCUCCCGCUCUCUGCUGCCGCCCUGCAGACAACUCCUGAGAAGCCUGGGGACCGCUCAUCAGAGAUAGGCUCCCCGAUUCGCUGCAACAGUGAGGAGAUGUUGGCGAGUCCAAGAGAUCCUGAUGUUCUAAAGUCCACAGAGCAUCUUCACGAGACAGAAAACAUCUCGCCUCCGUCUGCCAGCAGUGAGACGUCCUGAUCGGCACCUGUGACGCAUAACAAACCGAGCCUGCACUCAGUGCUGAUGUGAUGCAGCAGUGAUACUACGUGCACUAAAACUGUAAAGGGGUUCAGUGGAUCAGUGUAUGACCUCCAACAGGAACAAACGUGUAUGAGUUUAGGAAUUCCAAACAUUUUUG